Austrofundulus limnaeus is the source of this 1464-nucleotide messenger RNA. RefSeq names its product cyclin G2 (gene ccng2). NCBI's taxonomy places the organism in Eukaryota, Metazoa, Chordata, Actinopteri, Cyprinodontiformes, Rivulidae. The record is from RefSeq and is a predicted model, not a curated record.
AACAGCUGAGAGAACAGGACAGAGAUGUGGGUUUAACGGGACAAGAACAGUGACAAACUGUUAACGAAGACUUGAGGUCCCUGUUGGUCCGGCUCAGACAUGGACGCCGUCCGGUUGAUGAAGGAGCUGAGGACGAACCACGAGCAGGAGGUGCUCUACCUGCCCAAAGAGACGGGCCUGAUGCUCAUCGAGUCUGCCGCAGAGGGCGACAGCCGGAUCUCGGCGAGGGGCAGAGACGUGGCGGUGGAGGAUCUGUGGAGUCUGACCAGCUUCUUUGGUUACAGCACGCACACCUUCGUCCUGGCCGUGAACCUGCUGGACAGAUUCCUGGCCUUGAUUAAACCCUCCGUCCUCGCCCUGUCCCUCCUGAAGCAGGAGAUCCAAGCCGUCCGGUCUGAGGACCUGCUGGAGAUCGCCUCCCACAUCCAGAGACACCUGAAGAUCCCUGACAGCUACCUGCAGCUGUGGAGCGAGCGGGUGGCCCGCUGCCUGUCCGACUACGCCUCYCCUGAGUGCAGCAAGCCCGACCACAGGAAGCUGCAGUGGGUCGUGUCCCGGAGGACCGCCCAGAACCUGCACAGCCACCGCAGUGUCCCCGAGCUGCCCACCAUCCCUGAGGACUGCUGGGACGAGAGCGAGAGCGAGGACUCCAGCGAGGACGUGAUGAGUUCGGGGGAGGAGUCUCUCAGCAGCUCUCUGGGCAGCGACGCAGAGGGUCCUUACUUCCCGCUGCACCUGCAGCAGAGGCUCCGCCCAUACCUGACCGCCUGAAGCCACACCCACUUCGCUGCCCCUCCUCUUCCUUUCUUUGAUUUAUUUUUGGGAAAGCCGUGGCGCCGGUGGAAACUCCUCGCACAAGAACCGGCAGCCAAGCCGUCCUGCGCUCAGACUCAGAUCAUUUAAUAUUUUUCUAACCGUAGACGUGUUUGGUGCAUGCAGACACGACAUUCCAGGAUGUGCAGACUCAGUCGGGCCUGCAGCGGUCCGUUAGGUGCUUCUAUUAAUAAUAAUAAUAAUAAUUCUCAGAACAGACUGCGACAAAAUCUGCCUAAAAACUGUUUGUUUAUCUCAAAGAAAGUUUGACUGUUAGGAACCUUCAGUGUCUGAUCGCUGCUUUUCUUUCUCUUUGUUUAUUUUGCACAGUUUGUUCUGGUUCAACUUCCUGUCYAGUGUUUUCAAACCAGUCCUCAGAGUCCGGUUUUAUAUUUAAUUUUUAUUUGAAAGUUGCCAACCUGAUGUCGCUGAAAUCCAACAGGUUUUGUAAAAGAGAGCGAGUGUUGUCUGAAACUAAAUAAUGCUGAAUGAGUGGAGAAAAAAAACAAAAAUGUUCAUAUAAAAAUGUGUAAAACUGUAAAUGAUGUAAAAAAAAGCUGUUAAUAGUUUGUUGUAGAUAUUAAGUUAUUUAUUGUUUUUGUCACAAGAUCUGAAGAAGAAAAUCUUAUAAAAAAUCUAUUUUUAAACGUU